AUGGGCAUAGUCGAUCAGCAAAGCAAUCCCACUCACCAAGCCAUUGGAGAGCGAACUAUUAUUCUGAAUGACCCUGUCAAGAACGGUGCUCAAAAAUACCUUCACAAUUCCGUCACUACUGGAAAAUACACAUUGGUUACCUUUCUACCCAAGUUCCUGUUUGAGCAGUUCUCCAAAUAUGCCAACUUGUUCUUCUUGCUGACUGGUACUGUUCAGCUUAUUCCUGGCAUUUCUCCAACAUCUCGGGUCGGUACUAUCUUGCCGCUAUCUGCUGUAUUGAUUCUGUCUGCCGCAAAAGAAACUGUAGAAGAUAGCAAGCGUCAUCGUCAGGACGCUGAAAUUAAUGCUCGUCUUUGUAAAGUAUUGCAUGGUACUGCAUUCGUUCCCAAAGCCUGGCGCGAUAUUGUUGUGGGAGAUAUUGUUCGUGUCGAAAAUACCGAAUACUUUCCUGCAGAUCUUGUUGUCUUGAGUUCUUCAGAACCCGAUGCUCUUUGCUACAUUGAAACCAGCAAUCUAGAUGGUGAAACUAAUUUGAAAAUUCGUCAGGGUAUUCAGGAGACCGCACAUUACUUGUCUCCUGAUGCUGUAGCCUCCAUGAAUGGCCACAUCAAAUCUGAAUUACCAAACAAUAGUUUAUAUACGUUUGAAGCUACUCUUAAUUUGAAUGGCAAAGAAGUUCCAUUGGAUCCUUCUCAGCUUCUCCUUCGUGGUGCCCAAUUGCGUAAUACCCGGUGGAUCUAUGGCAUUGUUAUCUUCACUGGCCACGAGACUAAACUUAUGAAAAACUCAACCCCUACUCCUAUCAAGCGUACCAAAAUGGAGCUAAUUGUUAAUAUCCAGAUUCUUGUUCUGUUUAUACUGCUUGCUAUCAUUACCAUCUCUUGCGCUGCUGGACAACUUGUUCGUCAGUUGAAUGGCUCGUUUGAAUUGGAGAUUAUCAGGAUGAAUAGAAAUAAUUCUUCCACUGAUUUUGGCUGGAACAUUUUAACCUAUUUGAUUCUGUUUAAUAAUUUAAUCCCUCUCAGUUUGAUUGUCACCAUGGAGUUUGUCAAGUACUCACUGGGUACUUUGAUCAAUGCCGAUCUGGAUAUGUACUAUGAAGAGAAUGAUACUCCUGCCACUGCUCGCACCUCGUCUUUGGUUGAGGAGCUUGGCCAGAUUGACUAUAUAUUUUCUGACAAAACCGGCACGCUCACUCGUAAUAUCAUGGAGUUUAAAAUGGCUUCCAUUGCCGGUAUUGCUUAUGCCGAGACCGUUCCAGAAGAUAAACGUAUGCGAAUAGACGAGCAUGGGCAGAUGAUUGGCUACUAUGACUUUAAAACGCUGAUUGAACAUCGUGACAAGCACGAAAACUCGAAACUGAUUCGCGAGUUUCUCACCAUGCUUUCCGUGUGCCAUACUGUCAUUCCUGAAGCGGAUGAAACCAAUCCAGGAAAGAUUACCUACCAGGCAUCGUCUCCAGAUGAGGCUGCAUUGGUAGAUGGUGCUAGUUCGUUGGGAUAUUUGUUUCAUACUCGCCGUCCCAAAUCAGUAACUAUUGCUGCUGUAGGUGAAAAUAUGGAAUAUCAGAUCCUCAAUGUCAACGAAUUCAAUUCAACUCGCAAGCGUAUGUCUAUUGUUGUCCGUGAUCCAUAUGGCAACAUCAAGUUGUAUAUUAAGGGUGCAGACACUGUUAUUUACGAACGUCUUUCUGCCAGUGACCAUUUUGGCGAAGCCACUUCCAUUCAUUUAGAGGAAUACGCCAAUGAGGGUCUUCGUACUCUUUGUUUGGCAUACCGUGAUGUUCCCGAGGCGGAAUACCUUGCAUGGGUCAAGAUUUACGAAGCCGCUGCCAACACUAUCAAUAAUCGUGGUGACGCACUGGAUCGUGCAGCUGAAUUGAUUGAAAAGGAACUCACAUUGCUGGGUGCUACUGCCAUUGAGGACAAGCUUCAAGAUGGUGUGCCCGACACUAUUCACACUCUCAUGGAGGCUGGCAUCAAGGUGUGGGUUCUUACUGGUGAUCGUCAAGAAACGGCCAUCAACAUUGGGUUUUCUUGCAAACUUGUCACCUCGGAGAUGAAUAUUUUCAUUUGCAACGAAAUCACUCAUGCCGCUACUAAGCAAUACCUCGAGCAGAAACUACAGUUGGUCAAGACUAUUAUGGGAACAAAUUAUGAUCUCGAACCACUUGCUUUUGUCAUUGACGGAAAGACUUUAACUUUUGCUCUUGAGGAUGACAUCAAAGACAUUUUCCUUGAACUUGCCAUGAUGUGCAAAGCUGUUAUUUGCUGUCGUGUUUCUCCCUUACAAAAGGCCUUGGUUGUUAAACUUGUUCGCUUUGGUGUAACUGAAUCUGUUACGCUUGCUAUUGGUGAUGGUGCCAACGACGUGUCCAUGAUCCAGGCGGCCCACGUUGGUGUGGGUAUCAGUGGUAUGGAAGGUCUUCAGGCUGCCCGUGCUGCAGAUUUUGCCAUUGCUCAGUUCCGUUUUCUACGAAAGCUACUUCUUGUUCAUGGUGGCUGGGCCUAUGCUCGUGUCAGCAAAGUUAUUGUGUUUUCUUUUUACAAAAACAUUACGCUUUAUAUGAUUCAGCUUUGGUUUGCUUUGAUGAAUGGCUUUUCCGGACAAACUCUUUUCGAAACAUGGUCGUCUGUCUCGACAUACAACGUUGUCUGGACAAUCCUUCCGCCCAUUGCUAUUGGUGUCUUUGACCAAUUUGUAUCUGCUCGCGUUCUUGAUCGUUACCCACAAAUGUACCAGCUUGGCCAACGAAACUCCUUUUACAAUCAUACAAUCUUUUUCGGAUGGCUGUUCAACUCCUUUGUCCACUCUGCUGCCAUCUUCUUUAUCUGGAUGUAUAUUCUUGGCGACUCUGACACACUCAGUGACGGUCGCGUCGUGGAUAACUGGACAUUUGGGUCUAUGGUUUAUGCAACCAACCUGCUUACUGUCAUGAUCAAAGCCUGUCUGAUUGCUGACCACUGGGUCAAGGUCACCUUUAUUUCCAUCUUUGGAUCGUUUAUUGCUUUCAUGAUUCUUUUCCCACUCUACGUUCUCAUCAAUCCAGUUACCUCGCCUGAGUUGAGAAAUUUGAUUUAUCCCAUGUUCACUAAUGCCAACUUGUGGUUAGCGCUUAUUCUUAUUCCGGUCGUCGUAAACCUGCGUGAUCUUGUAUGGAAGUACUACAAGCGGACUUAUAGUCCAAGAACAUAUCACAUUGCUCAAGAGAUUCAAAAGUACAACAUUCCCGAUUACAGACCUCGUAUGGAGCGUUUCCGCAAAGCUGUACACAAGAUUCGUGCUAUUCAGCGUGUGAAACGAACCCGUGGAUUUGCCUUUUCACAAAACGAAGGUGGUCAAGCAUCACUUAUUCGUCAAUACGAUACUACCCGUCGCAAGCCUCAGGGUUAAACCCUUGUGGUUUAAACUGGAUGGAAUGUUUUUUUUAUUCACACCCAUUGAGUCGUAUAGAUUCAGACUACUUUGCACUCUUUUUUAUCACCUCUUCGAUUAUUUCACUCCUCACUUUGAUUAUUUCACCCAUGCUACGUUGAGAUUAAUAACACGCUUUUGAUAAAACUUU
Messenger RNA from Batrachochytrium dendrobatidis JAM81, 3565 nucleotides. RefSeq lists its product as uncharacterized. Gene Ontology annotation, cellular component: plasma membrane. Gene Ontology annotation, molecular function: ATP hydrolysis activity; magnesium ion binding; ATP binding. The record is from RefSeq and is a predicted model, not a curated record. Gene Ontology annotation, biological process: phospholipid translocation; endocytic recycling; post-Golgi vesicle-mediated transport. The transcript is spliced from 5 exons. NCBI's taxonomy places the organism in Eukaryota, Fungi, Chytridiomycota, Chytridiomycetes, Rhizophydiales. The coding region runs from base 1 to 3393 and encodes 1130 amino acids.